CUUAAACCAUGGCUUGCGUGAUGCGCAGAACGUGUGCGCACUAACAAAAGUAGGCACCGUCCUUAAAUUCGUCAGAUUCCUUUGGUUUCAUCGGCCUCAUUCUCGUCCUCAGAGCCUCCGUUUCUUUUGGUCACGUGGUCGGAGAAACGACAUCAAUGACAUUUUAAGACGAGUAGCACUGGGGACGUGAAUGCAUCGGCCUCGGUCAGGGCCUCGGUAGACCUUUGCAUUACUGCGAUUACUGAAGUGAUGUAAAAAUACGGCCAUGUGACCACGCCGUGUCAAUAUGGCGGACGAAGAAAACAUGGAUAGCGUGGAAGAAAGAGCACCGUCUAGUGUUAACCAGUCUUCUUUACUAUCUACGGAAGCACUGAACGUCAGACCAGAAGUUUCGUUGCCUAUUCCUGGAUUUCCACCUUUGUUUCAGUUUGCAAAGCUACAAACAGAAGCCAGCUCUUGGGGUUCAAAUGCAGCGGCUACUUCAGACAAAGCAGCGACGUCCGAAGUUAACACAGGGGUUAGCAACGAACAGUCAGACCUUUCAGAAUCAAAUGAUAAAUCAAGACCUGUGAAUGGAUUGGAUGUAGUGGUCAAUAUGGAAGACAAACCUGAAAAUGAACCUGAGCAGCCGGAAGAUGGCGAAGAUGAAGACAAUGAGGCUACAGAGCUGGACAAAGAUGAAGAUGGCGUAAUAAACGACGAACCAGACGAAGAAGAGGCAGAAUCCGAUCCUUAUUUCUAUACCAAACGAGAUGAAUUUACUUCCGAGAUCUACAAAAUUGAACUUCAAAAUUUGCCAAAGAAAUGUGGUUACAAGCAAUUCAAGAAAAUGAUAGCUAACAGACUGAAUGUAAGACCUGUGAAAGUGAAACUACCACCAGGAGCAAACCAUGCCUAUGUCACAUUCAGGAACGAAGAGGAAAGACGGUUGGCCAUCAGAUCAUUAUCAGGACACAAGUGGAAAGGAAAAGUACUUUCUGCUAAGCCUGCUCAGCCUCUUCCUGAUCCUCUGGCACUUCAGCGAGCAGAAGGAAUGGCAAGAAAGAGAAUGAUCCAGGAUGCAGCACGAUCAAAUGUUGAUGCUAAGAGAAUAAAGGUGGACGAUGAAGAUGUGGGGGAAGAGCUUGCUAUUUCUGUCAGGUUAAACCAUGUGGUAACUCCACUGUGGGAUCAGCCCUACAGUAAGCAAAUGGAGACUAAACGGAAUAACAUGUUGGAAAUUCUGGGAAAACUCACCAGAAAGUUGAAAGCCAUAAUGGUGCUGAAGAACAACUGGGUUGAACAGGAAAGUGCUAAGAGGAAUGGAAUUUGUUGUGAGCUGCUAGACUGUGUAGAAUCGCCUGUUCUUGAUGGGUAUCGUAAUAAGUGUGAGUUCACUAUUGCUGAAGGCCCUGAUGGAGCUAAAACUGUUGGAUUCCGUCUUGGCUCCUACAAAGAGGGUUACAGUGGAGUUGUAGAACCUUCUGAAUGCAUUCAUAUUUCAGAAAAGGCCAAAGCUAUAGCUAAGGCUUUUCAGACUUAUGUGAGACAGUCUCCAUUACCAGUAUAUGAUCUUUGUUUUCACACAGGCUAUUGGCAGACACUGACUGUUCGGAGCUCCAUGUAUGGUGACACAAUGGCAGUCCUACAAUUCAGUCCACAAAAAAUGACCAAGGAAGAAAUAGAAGCUGAAAAAAAUCGCAUCAGUGAGUACUUUAAAACUGGAGAUGGCAAAGAUGUUACUCUGACAUCCCUUUAUCUGCAAAUAAACCACACAAGGGCUGUUGGAGGGAAUGCAGAAGCUCCUUUUGUUCAUAUCAUGGGAGAAGAGCACAUUUAUGAAGAGCUUUGUGGCCUGAGGUUCAGGAUAUCUCCUGAUUCCUUCUUCCAAGUUAACACCAAGGCAACUGAAAAGCUGUUUGACUUACUGAAAGAGUGGUGUGGUGACCAUCUAGAUGAGACAGUUGUUCUUGAUAUCUGUUGUGGUACUGGAGCUCUUGGUCUCUGCCUGGCCCAGAGUGUCAAACGCGUAAUUGGUGUUGAAAUAAUUGAAAACGCCGUGGAAGACGCCAAGGCAAAUGCCCAGCUGAACGGAGUUACGAACGCUCAGUUUGUGUGCGGUAAAGCAGAAGACAUCAUUGUUGAUGUGUUCAAGAACAUGCCACGGAAAACAAAAAUUAUUGGCAUUAUGGACCCUCCUCGCGCCGGACUGCAUCAAUCAGUUCUUCAUGCCAUCAGGAAGAGUCGUCGAAUGGACAAACUCAUCUACGUGUCGUGUAACCCGAGCGCCGCUUUCGUCAACUUUCUCGACUUGUGCAGGCCAACUUCGAAGAGAAUCAAAACAGCUCCAUUCCGCCUGGUAAAGGCGGUACCAGUGGACCUGUUCCCUCACACCAAACACUGUGAGUUGCUGCUAUUGUUUGAGAGAGACAUGACUUCAGUGGACGCAGCCAAGUUUUACAAGUGGUACUACUGAGCACUCAUACUUAAUAAUAUUGAAUAAAAGAAAUUUAUCAACGAGGGACACGUUUAGUGUACAACGCUUCUAAACACAAGGGGUGCUUGCUUUUAACCAAACAAUGCCAACAUUUUCGGCCUCUCUAUUUCCUUUCAGAACGGAACCGCGGCAAAUUUGGUCACCAUAGGUUCACAAGCACCCUAGAACCCCGCCAACUUGAAUUGCCGAGGGAAACAAAAAAAUAGCUCCGGUUAGCAGGGGUUCCGCUUAGCGGGGUUGGUAUAAUAUAAUAAUAAUUCAUGAAGUAUUGUGCUUUUGCUUAUUCGCGAGUCGUUUUCAGUCUUUCAUGGGCCUGACUAACGUUUCCAGAAAUUCUCACGUUAAUCGGUCGUCUUGCUGUUUUUCGACCGACAGUUCAUAAACGUUUUAAGGGCCCAUUAACCGAUCUUUUCGAGCCGUUGCUAAGGAAAAUUUAUUCUCAUAUAACCUCGUCAUUUUUAGU
Orbicella faveolata is the source of this 2939-nucleotide messenger RNA. Its product is annotated as tRNA (uracil-5-)-methyltransferase homolog A-like. Gene Ontology annotation, molecular function: RNA methyltransferase activity; RNA binding. NCBI's taxonomy places the organism in Eukaryota, Metazoa, Cnidaria, Anthozoa, Scleractinia, Merulinidae. Gene Ontology annotation, biological process: RNA processing. The record is from RefSeq and is a predicted model, not a curated record.